This is a messenger RNA of Piliocolobus tephrosceles (Ugandan red Colobus), 7236 nucleotides long. It is a transcript of the gene SORBS1, whose product is annotated as sorbin and SH3 domain containing 1. The record is from RefSeq and is a predicted model, not a curated record. Gene Ontology annotation, biological process: cell-substrate adhesion. Gene Ontology annotation, cellular component: cytoplasm; nucleus; cell-substrate junction. Lineage: Eukaryota; Metazoa; Chordata; Mammalia; Primates; Cercopithecidae. The transcript has 31 exons. Gene Ontology annotation, molecular function: protein binding. Bases 233 to 3937 code for a protein of 1234 amino acids.
GAAGUCAGCACUGAGUCCCAGAAAAACAGAGCGGGGCCAGCUGCAGCGUGUAGUGCGAGUGGGGCGGACGCGCGCAGCCCGCCUGCCCGGCGACCAGCAAGGAGUUGGCAUCCUUUGGAAGAGUUCGUGAAACCUUUCUGCCCAGAGCUCCUGGACCAAUGCAUCUUCCCACCACCUUAAACCACUGAGCAGUUCAGAGCCCCAGUUGCAGACGACUUGUCCUGCCACCACCAUGAGCUCUGAAUGUGAUGGUGGUUCCAAAGCUGUGGUGAAUGGCUUGGCACCUGGCGGCAAUGGUCAAGACAAAGACAUGGAUCCUACAAAAAUCUGCACUGGGAAGGGAGCGGUGACUCUCCGGGCCUCGUCUUCCUACAGGGAAACCCCAAGCAGUAGCCCUGUGAGCCCUCAGGAAACCCCGCAACACGAAAGCAAACCAGGUCUGGAGCCAGAGCCUUCUUCAGCAGAUGAGUGGAGGCUUUCUUCCAGUGCUGAUGCCAAUGGAAAUGCCCAGCCAUCUUCACUUGCUGCCAAGGGCUACAGGAGUGUGCAUCCCAAUCUUCCUUCCGACAAGUCCCAGGAUGCCACUUCCUCCAGUGCAGCCCAGCCAGAGGUAAUAGUUGUCCCUCUCUACCUGGUUGAUACUGACAGAGGGCAAGAAGGCACUGCCAGACCUCCAGCACCUCUGGGGCCUCUUGGCUGCGUCCCCACAAUCCCAGCGACCGCCUCUGCCACCUCACCUCUGACCUUCCCGACUCUAGAUGAUUUCAUUCCCCCUCAUCUGCAGAGGUGGCCCCACCACAGCCAGCCAGCCCGCACCUCUGGCUCCUUUGCCCCCAUUAGCCAGACGCCACCAUCCUUCUCACCACCACCUCCACUGGUCCCUCCUGCCCCGGAGGACCUCCGCAGAGUCUCGGAGCCUGACCUCACGGGAGCCGUUUCGAGUACCGAUUCCAGUCCUCUACUAAAUGAAGUUUCUUCUUCCCUUAUUGGAACUGAUUCCCAAGCCUUUCCACCAGUUAGCAAGCCUUCAUCCGCCUAUCCCUCCACAACGAUUGUCAAUCCGACUAUUGUGCUCUUGCAGCACAAUCGAGAACAGCAAAAACGACUCAGUAGCCUUUCAGAUCCUGUCUCAGAAAGAAGAGUGGGAGAGCAGGACUCAGCACCAACCCAGGAAAAACCCACCUCACCUGGCAGGGCUGCUGAAAAAAGAACAAAGGAUGACAGUAGGCGGGUGGUGAAGAGCGCUCAGGACCUAAGCGAUGUUUCCAUGGAUGAAGUGGGCAUCCCACUCCGGAACACUGAGAGAUCAAAAGACUGGUACAAGACUAUGUUUAAACAGAUCCACAAACUAAACAGAGAUGAUGAUUCAGAUCUGUACUCUCCCAGAUACUCAUUUUCUGAAGACACAAAAUCUCCCCUUUCUGUGCCUCGCUCAAAAAGUGAGAUGAGCUACAUUGAUGGUGAGAAGGUAGUCAAGAGGUCGGCCACGCUACCCCUCCCAGCCCGCUCUUCCUCACUGAAGUCAAGCCCAGAAAAAAAUGACUGGGAACCCCCAGAUAAGAAAGUAGAUACAAGAAAAUACCGUGCAGAGCCCAAAAGCAUUUACGAAUAUCAGCCGGGCAAGUCUUCCGUUUUGACCAACGAAAAGAUGAGUCGGGAUAUAAGCCCAGAAGAGAUAGAUUUAAAGAAUGAACCUUGGUAUAAAUUCUUUUCGGAAUUGGAGUUUGGGAAACCGCCUCCCAAAAAGAUAUGGGAUUAUACUCCUGGAGACUGCUCUAUCCUUCCUAGAGAGGAUAGAAAGACUAAUCUAGACAAAGAUCUCAGCCUCUGCCAGACAGAGUUAGAGGCAGAUUUAGAAAAAAUGGAGACGCUUAAUAAAGCACCCAGUGCAAACGUGCCACAGAGCUCAGCCAUCAGCCCCACUCCGGAAAUUUCUUCAGAGACUCCUGGAUAUAUAUAUUCUUCCAACUUCCAUGCAGUGAAGAGGGAAUCAGAUGGGGCUCCUGGGGAUCUCACUAGCUUGGAGAAUGAGAGACAAAUUUAUAAAAGUGUCUUGGAAGGUGGCGACAUCCCUCUUCAGGGCCUGAGUGGGCUCAAGCGACCAUCCAGCUCGGCUUCCACUAAAGAUUCAGAAUCGCCAAGACAUUUUAUACCAGCUGAUUACUUGGAAUCCACAGAAGAAUUUAUUCGAAGACGUCAUGAUGAUAAAGAGAAACUUUUAGCGGACCAGAGACGACUUAAGCGCGAGCAAGAAGAGGCUGAUAUUGCAGCUCGACGCCACACGGGCGUCAUUCCGACGCACCAUCAGUUUAUCACUAAUGAGCGCUUUGGGGACCUCCUCAAUAUAGACGAUACCGCCAAAAGGAAAUCUGGGUCAGAGAUGAGACCUGCCAGAGCCAAAUUUGACUUUAAAGCUCAGACACUAAAGGAGCUUCCUCUGCAGAAGGGAGAUAUUGUUUACAUUUAUAAGCAAAUUGAUCAGAACUGGUAUGAAGGAGAACACCACGGCCGGGUGGGAAUCUUCCCACGCACCUAUAUUGAGCUUCUUCCUCCUGCUGAAAAGGCUCAGCCCAAAAAGUUGACACCAGUGCAGGUUUUGGAAUAUGGAGAAGCUAUUGCUAAGUUUAACUUUAAUGGUGAUACACAGGUAGAAAUGUCCUUCAGAAAGGGUGAGAGGAUAACACUGCUCCGGCAGGUAGAUGAGAACUGGUACGAAGGGAGGAUCCCGGGGACAUCCCGACAAGGCAUCUUCCCCAUCACCUAUGUGGAUGUGAUCAAGCGGCCACUGGUGAAAAACCCUGUGGAUUACAUGGACCUGCCUUUCUCCGCCUCCCCAAGUCGCAGUGCCACUGCAAGCCCUCAGUUUUCCAGUCACAGCAAGCUCAUCACGCCAGCACCCUCAUCUCUGCCCCACUCCCGCCGAGCCCUGUCCCCCGAGAUGCACGCCGUCACCUCUGAGUGGAUCUCGCUGACUGUGGGGGUCCCAGGCAGGCGUUCUCUGGCCCUGACCCCACCCUUGCCUCCUCUGCCAGAGGCUUCUGUCUAUAACACUGACCACCUCGCCUUGUCACCAAGGGCCAGUCCCUCCCUGUCUCUCAGCCUCCCCCAUUUGAGUUGGUCAGAUCGUCCCACCCCACGGUCAGUAGCUUCUCCACUGGCCCUACCUUCCCCACACAAAACCUAUGCCCUAGCACCCGCUUCCCAGGCUUCCCUUCACAUGAAUGGAGACGGUGGUGUCCACACGCCAUCUUCAGGCAUCCACCAAGAUAGCUUCUCGCAGCGGCCACUGGGGAGCUCUGAUAGUGUCGUCUCCCAGCUUAGUGAUGCCUUUAGCAGCCAGAGCAAGAGGCAGCCAUGGCGCGAAGAGAGUGGACAAUAUGAGAGGAAAGCAGAGAGGGAGGCAGGCCAGAGAGGCCCUGGCGGACCCGAGAUCUCUAAGAAGAGCUGCUUGAAGCCUUCAGACGUGGUCAGGUGCCUGAGUACUGAACACAGACUCUCAGAUCUCAACACCCCUGAGGAGAGCCGGCCCGGCAAGCCCCUGGGUAGCGCUUUUCCAGGAAGUGAGGCUGAGCAGACAGAGCGGCAUAGAGGUGGCGAGCAGGCGGGGAGGAAAGCUGCUCGGAGAGGUGGGAGCCAGCUUUCUCAUCAUUCAUUGAGAGCAGGACCUGAUCUCACAGAAUCUGAAAAGAGCUAUGUGCAACCUCAAGCCCAGCAGCGAAGAGUCACCCCCGACAGGAGUCAAACCUCACAAGAUUUAUUUAGCUAUCAAGCAUUAUAUAGCUAUAUACCACAGAAUGAUGAUGAGUUGGAACUCCGCGAUGGAGAUAUCGUUGAUGUCAUGGAAAAAUGUGACGAUGGAUGGUUUGUUGGUACUUCAAGAAGGACAAGGCAGUUUGGUACUUUUCCAGGCAACUAUGUAAAACCUUUAUAUCUAUAAGAAGACUGAAAACCAUGGAGAUUAUUUUUAUUGGAGGAUGAAGCAUCAUUCAUGAACCGAUCUUUUUAGUUGAGUCAGUAGGAAAAUUAAUACAGUGGAUAAAGUAAGAAGCAAAAGACAGGGACAGAGAAGUGUUGUGUUUAAAAUCCAAGCCUGUCUAAGGUUACUGUAUAUUAGACAGGGCUGAACUAGUGUGCUGAACAAAAAGAAUUGAGACAAACUGUAUUUACUUAGCCGCUUCUGGGAGCCACUCCAGCCUUUCCCCUCCCCUCCACCUCUUGGGUAAUCUGACCUGAAGCAUAGUCCGGGAUCAGAGUUAGCCAGAAAUGCCUCCUCCUGCCCCAGCCUUAGAGAGCUCCCAUCUCAAAGGAAUCAUUGAUCCUGAAGGCUUCAAGCCCAAUAAUGCACUAAGAUCCCCAGCCUACAUUUCCCAGCUCCCCUGGAGCCAGGUGAUCCUCUAACUGCUGGAGGUCAGUCUGGGCUGCCAAUACGGUCCCCUAGACAAAGGUGGAGUCCCCCAAACUGCCCCAAGACCAAAUCCCUCACUCAACCUGCUGAGGUGUGGAUGGGGAAACGGAGGCAAAACUUAGGCGCCCGAUGCAUUCAGCCUGCUGUGUAGCAGCGCCGUUGACUGCCCUGGUGUUCAGACAGAAAAGCACACAAGGUUUGCCCAUGAGAACUGGGGAGCAGAUGGCCAAGCAGAUAGGUUAUGUCUGUUUUCUGAGUGAUGAAGUCAGGAAGCCCUGUGGCUCUGGAGGCCACUUGUGGUUCAUUCUUUUCCCAUAUUGUUGGCUUUUAGAAAUGGUUGCCUUCAGGACAGCGCAGCUGCAUUUAUCAGAGCACUGUUGCUAACUUUUCUUUUCUGGCUUGUGUUUGCCUGGGACAGUUUGGAAUUGGGAGGCCUAUUCUCAUAGAAAACCAAAAAUGAUGUUCAGUCAUUCAUUUAACAUACAGCAAUGUACGCUGGCUGCUGGGGGGAUAACCAUAAGCAAGACAUGCCCAGGGUUUGCUGUGGCUCCAGAUCUACUCCCUGUAGGAGUUCAAGGAUCACACAAAAUGUAGUAACCAGGAUUGUGAAUCUGAGUACACCCUGGCAAGGCUUCUCUUCAGACUGAAGCAGCAAUUCUGCCACUACCAGCAGCAACCAGGACGUCUGUUCUUUGUGGCGGCCAGAUCAGAAGAAAGAAGCCCCUGUGACACCUGGGGUACUUGGUCACAACUCUAUCCAACUCAAGGACGUUUAUCGGCCUCUCUUAGACCCCUGAGUGAGACAAAUACAGAAAUGACCCAUUCCCUGCCCACCAGGAACUCGAGGUGAUUGGGGAGACAGACACAGGAAAAUGAACUUGAUCAAGAGAGACUGUGAUAAGUGCUGAGAAGGGUGUGAGGGAGGAAGAGAUGAAUUUUCCCUGGAGGAAUCCUAGAAAGCAUUGUCAUAUUUCCAUCUCCAUUAGCUCACUUUUAAACAACUAGGGUGCUGGAAGAACCUUUGUCUGAGGGUAGUUCAUAGCUGGAAAUACCUGGAAUAUUUUCCAGAGUCUCCAAACUGUCAUCUUCCCCCACGGAUACACAUCCAAGCUCACAAAUAGGAGUAACAAUUAUAGGUGGUAGGGUUGUAUACAGGAAGCCCUGGCUGUCUGCAUAUAGCUCAGAAUUACCCCAGGACCAUUGUCCCAAAGUCUAGAGUCUUUACAGGUAGGCAAAAUUUGUUUUCAAUGCCUGUGGCUCAGCUGCUGUCACAAAUACCCAUCUUAGGAUCCCACCAGCUUCCCACCCUCCACCAGACAGCUGCAGUACCCUCACUUUCUCCCUAUUGUUCUUUCAAAUCCUGUUCUCAGGAAAGAAACUGCCACUAAUUCAUUUACACUAAGGUGUAAAUAAUUGAUAAUAGGAAUGAGUUACCUCUUCCCACAGACAUUUGUUUCUAAGUAUGACAGAGCAGGGCCUUAAUCCCAAGGGAAAAGGCUAUGGAACUGAAGGGGGUGAGCUUUCUGGGUAGAAGGAGACUUCCUGAUUUUCCUUAAGACCCAGUAAGAGUAAGACGUAUUGCUUUGGAAGGUCUGCUCCACCAUCUAAGAGCACUGGUUUUUUGUUAUUGUUGUUGUUUUCUUUUUUUUUUACUGUCUCUGAGGGAAUAUAGUGAAAAUGCAUAUGCACGUUGCAAUUUGCACGGCAGCAUUUCACCGAUUUUGGAAUGUAUUGGCUAAUGUGUUUCCUGGUCUUUAGAUGCAAACGAUUGAUAACACUAUCUUAUCUAAUAGUUUUUUGAGGGGUGCUUCUUGAUUAAGUAGGUAAUUUUGAACACCUCUUUAAAUACAGCUAGAAAAUAAAACCAAUUUGUAAAGCCACAUUUGCAUAUGAUGCCAGCCUCACGCAUUUGUAUAUCUCCAGAAAUUCAGGUAUGCCUCACCAAUUUGCCCGUCUUUAAUGAAAUCAUGUGUUAAAAUUUGCAUCACGUCGCCUUCCUAUGUAUGAUGAAGCAAGGAACAGAGGUUUCCAAUUGCUCUUUUGUCUUCAGACAUUUAGUAAUAGAAAGUACCUAUUUUUAUGCUGAAAUGUUUAUACAGGUUUAUUAAUAGCAAGUGCUACUAACUGGCGGCAUGCCUGCAGCACAUUUUGAUAUAUUAGCCAUGCUUCCAGGUAAAGGCAAGCCCCAAACUCCUUAUCUUUUGCAGUCUCUCUGGGAUCAGUAAAAGAAAAAAAAAAAUCAUGUGCUUAAGAAGUGGGACUGUAAAUAUGUAUAUUUAACUUUGUAUAGCCCAUGUACCUACCUUGUAUAGAAAAAUAAUUUUAAAAAUUUGAAUGGAAGGGGGUAAGGUAAGGAAGUCAUGAAGUUUUUUUGCAUUUUUAUUUAAAUGAAGGAAUUCCAAAUAACUCACCUACAGAUUUUUAGCACAAAAAUAGCCAUUGUAAAGUGUUAAAAUUUACGAUAAUUAUUCUAUUGGGGAGGGAAGGUAACUAUGAUCUCGGUUAUAGUUUUUUUCCUUUUUAAUUUCAUUAUUUUGGUUUUUUGGUUUUUGCAGUCCUAUUUAUCUGCAGUCAUAUUAAGUCCUAUUGCUAGCAUAGGUUACUACAAAAAAAGAUUAUAUUCUGAAAGAAAAAUAACUGACAUAUAUAACCAAUUAAUUUAAAGUAUUACCAUUUAAAUUACAUACUGAGAGCAUGUCCUAUGCAGACACAGAUUUUUCUGUUCGUUUAUUUUUCUUCAUUGCAGUGGAUUGAUUUGAUAAAUAGAUGUGUUGAAUUACUACAUUUGCUGUACAUAUUAUUUAAUAAACUUUAUUCAGAAUUGCGUGGCA